This is a messenger RNA of Phytomonas sp. EM1, 171 nucleotides long. The record is from the annotation of a GenBank genome assembly. Lineage: Eukaryota; Euglenozoa; Kinetoplastea; Trypanosomatida; Trypanosomatidae.
AUGGAUCGACAUUGUAACGUGUUCAGCAAUCUAGCCUCAUUCAACCCCAGCAAUAUGUUCGAGGACGUUGUGGCGGGGUACCAGAUUCGUAACCCUUGGCAGCCGUUGGAAUGUGUGGGUACCCAGCUGAAGGACGAGCAGCUUCGCGAAUUCAGCUUGUUUGAGGCGUAG